GCCUGUCAGUACACGCUCAACUGCUCGGCGAGACAGCAAGACCAAACAAGCCUUUGGAGCUGCUGUCAUUUGAUUGUAUUCGUUCGAUCCAUUCUACCUUUGCAAGCCUUUGGUGGCAGGGAUUUCCUCACGCUUUCCUUUUGAACUUGGGAAUUUGGAGCGAUGAUGUUCAACGUUUUCAAGCCGGAGUGCGACUCCUCCUCCCGGUGCAGCACCGCGUCCCCGGCCGCUGACAGCAACAGCAACGUCGGCUACUACCAAGCGUCCCCAGCCGGAUCCUACUCCAGCAUGGGCUCGCCACAAUCUCAGGAUUACACCGAGCUGACCACCUUGAGUGCCUCGUUCGUCCCCACGGUGACGGCCAUCUCCAGCAGCCCUGACCUGCAGUGGAUGGUGCAGCCGCUCAUCUCCUCGGUGGCCCCCUCGCACAGGGGACACUCCUCCACCUCCAGGCCCAGCCCGGCCUACCCCAGGGGGGCGGUGAAGGUGUCGGCAUCCCGCCCUCACAGCACCACCAAGAGAGGCAGGAUGGAAGAGAUUUCAGCCGAGGAGGAAGCAAAAAGAAAGAUUCGCCGGGAGAGAAACAAGCAGGCGGCCGCCAAAUGCCGCAACAGGAGGCAGGAGCUUACCGACACGCUCCAAGCUGAAACGGAUCAGUUGGAGGACGAGAAGUCUAGCAUUCAGAACGACAUUGCCAACCUCCUCAAGGAGAAGGAACGUCUGGAGUUCAUCCUGGCCGCCCACCGGCCCUUCUGCAAAGUUCCCGCCGAGCUGGACUCUGACUUCCCUCGGGCAUCGGUCUCGCCGGCCCGCUCGUGCGUCUCCGCCGAGCCCCCCGCCGUCUCCAACUCGCUCUUCUCCGGCCUGUCUGCCGGCACCGCCGCAUCCGGCGGCGCGAUCAAACUGAGCGACCUGGACGCUUCGGUACUGGACGAGUCCCUGGACCUGCUGAGCAAGACGGAGGUGGAGCGCUCGGUCCCCGAGGUGGACCUGUCCGGUGGCGCUCAGGACUGGGAGCAGCUGCACCCGUCGGUGACCAGCGGUGACUUUGAGCUGCCGCUGUGCACGCCGGUGGUCACCUGCACGCCGACCGGCACCACCUUCACGUCCUCCUUCAUGUUCACCUUCCCCGAGGCUGACUCCUUCCCUGGCUGCGGAGCGGCCCACAGGCGGGGGAGCAGCGGCAACGAGCAGUCGUCCGACUCGCUCAACUCGCCCACACUGCUGGCCCUUUAAGACCUCUGGAGACUCUUGGGAGUUACGGCGACUCAGAAGCCCCUCUGUCCCUACUUGACUUCCAAAAGAGCACAUGGUCUCUCUCCAUCACAGAGCUACGGACAAUUAUUUAUGCUAUGACUUGCCUUUUUACAUGUAGCAUGUUUCACUACCACCAAGUAACCUACAAAUUCUUGUACGAUCUGUUUUCUAAUGGUGCUGCAUAACCGAGAGUCGUCUCUGUCUUCGUUGUCGUCGUAGUGUUUCCUGUCCGAGGAGCAAUAGUAAAAAAAAA
Molecule: messenger RNA, 1510 nt
Organism: Syngnathus acus (greater pipefish)
Lineage: Eukaryota; Metazoa; Chordata; Actinopteri; Syngnathiformes; Syngnathidae
Gene: fosab
Product: v-fos FBJ murine osteosarcoma viral oncogene homolog Ab
Exons: 4
Coding region: 163-1236 (357 amino acids)
Biological process (GO): regulation of transcription by RNA polymerase II
Cellular component (GO): nucleus
Molecular function (GO): DNA-binding transcription factor activity, RNA polymerase II-specific; RNA polymerase II cis-regulatory region sequence-specific DNA binding
Source: RefSeq, a predicted model, not a curated record